AUGGUUCAUAGUUUUCAUAUUGGGCAUUCAUACAGCGAUCGAAAUGUGAAAAUUUUUCCUCAUUCAGCUAAAGGAGAAUAUGAUGAUCCGUAUGAUCUGAUGAGCACUGCUAACGCAUUAAUGCAUCCUUCGCAGUAUGGUUUAAGUGGUCCUGGUUUAAACGGUCCACACCUUAAUUAUUUAGGGUGGUUACCAAUGGAUCGCAUAUUUUAUUUUGGAAGGGAUGGAAGGCAGAAUCAUAAAAUCCGUGUAUCAUCGCUCAGUGUGCCACAUAAAAAUACAAUGCACUGGUUGUUGAUAAUGAUUCCCUAUGAUCGCGAUGAUCCAGAAAACGUUUUUACCGUCGAGUUGCGGACUCCAAUUAUGCAUGAUUCGGGAAUAAAACAGGCAUCGAUCAUAAUCCACAGAAUCAGCCAAAUUGGGUCUAGUUAUUAUUCAAUUAUUAUCACACAUUCUAACGAAUUUUAUGAGCUUACAGAAGGCACUGAAUGGGUGCAUUUUAUCGAUUAUGAUAGCACCGGAAAAUAUCAAUUUAUCCGACUAUCAGUGGUGAAAAUAAAUUUGACUGAACACUACGCCGACCUGAAGAUCAUUUCGACUUUUGAUCCUGUAAGUGUACCAUGGUUUAGCAUAAAAACAAGUGUGUAA
Messenger RNA from Dracunculus medinensis (Guinea worm), 648 nucleotides. Lineage: Eukaryota; Metazoa; Nematoda; Chromadorea; Rhabditida; Dracunculidae. The record is from the annotation of a GenBank genome assembly.